AGAGUAUUACCAAGCUGCUUUUUAAGCCUCCUUUGCGGCAGAGAGUUGAGGCAGACAGCCAUGGAUUUUAACAAGAUUUUUUGAAAUAUUUAUCGACCUUUUACUUGUAGCGUGCCUCAUAGACGGGGGCAGAGGGGGUCAUUUAAAUUAGCUAUCAUUUUAGGGAAUAUGUUGUAGAAGGGAAUCUUGUUAUUAUUUGUCGUUAUCUGUCUUGACCAUUAAGACCACUGCCAGGAGAGCCUAACUGCUAGACCAUGGCACCCCUUGCUAAAAUGAGAAGCUGCACAUCGGCCAAAGUUUACACAAAGGUCCCUGAUGGUGGAUGGGGAUGGGUGGUGGCCGUUGCUUUCUUCUUUCUGGAAGUAUUGACUUAUGGCAUCAUUAAGUCAUUUGGUGUAUUCUUCAAUGACCUGGUCUUAUAUUUUGAUGAAAGUAACAGCAGAGUGUCGUGGAUAUUGUCAAUCUGUACUUUUGUAAUGACAUUUACAGCUCCCUUGUCAACUGUACUGAGCAACAGGUUUGGCCAUCGUCCCAUUGUGAUGAUUGGAGGGUUCCUUGUUGGUCUUGGAAUGAUAGCUUCAUCUUUUGCAAGUGGUGUUGUUGAAAUGUACAUCACCAUUGGAAUAAUUUCUGGCUUCGGCUAUUGUCUCUCUUUCCUUCCAACUGUUUCCAUUUUGGCUUUGUACUUUGAUAAGAAACUCUCACUUGUGGCAGCAAUUGCAUCUACAGGAGAAUGUGUUGCUGUUUUCGUUUUUGCUCCAGCUUUUACUAUCCUAAAAGACCUUGUUGGUUGGCGCCAUUGCCUUCUAAUUGUGGGAGCUCUACAGUUAAACAUUAUGGUUUGCGGGGCGUUGCUUCGACCAAUAAUCAUUAAAAAGGAGAAUGCAUCUAAAAGUGAAAAAGAAGAGAAAUCCUCACAAGUCGAUAAUUUGGAAACUAAAUAUAUACUUGAGAAUGAACAAACUUGUACCUCCUUUAAUUCUGUAGACUCUGGAGUUGUACUUUCUACCUCAUGUCCUAAUAUUCCUGCAAGCAUAGUUGUACAAGGGAAUGAAUGUGAAUCUGCAAAGGAAAAUACACAGAUGCUUCCUGCAAGUGAAGAUUCAAAAACAAAACCAGGGAACACACUCCUAGACUUAAGCUUGCUUAAGGAGCUCAAUUUUAUCUGUUAUGCACUAUUUGGACUUUUUGCCACUGUAGGUUUCUUUGCCCCACAGUUGUAUGUUAUUGCACUGGCUGUUAGCCUUGGCAUUGAUAAAGACAAGUCAUCGUAUGUACUUUCUACAAUGGCUGCUGCCGAACUUGUUGGCAGAAUAUCUGCUGGCUUGAUCCACAACAAGAAGCCAAUACGGAAGGUAUAUAUUGAACUGAUCUGUGUGCUGCUGCUGUGCGUGUCGCUGCUUUCAUUCCCUUCUGCAUCUGGGUUCUGGGGAUUGAUGGUCUGUAGUGGAGUGUUUGGCUUUAUGUUGGGAACAGUGGCAGGUACACACAUCCCACUCUUGGCUGAAGAUGAUGUGGUCGGGAUUGAGAAAAUGUCUUCCGCAGCUGGAGUGUAUGUCUUCAUCCAGAGCUUUGCAGGAUUAGCUGCACCACCCCUUUCAGGUUUACUGAUUGAUAAAACACAGAACUAUGGCUCUGCCUUCUACUUCUGUGCUGGUGGGAUGGCAAUCGCUGCGUUGUUCUUGGCAUUAGUACGACCCUGCAAGGCAGGAGUGUGCAAAAGAGGGAAACAGCCUGAAUCUGUAGACCACAAAGAUCCACUGGACCACAAACAAGACCCUAAUUACUUGAAAGCUGUAGUAAAUGUGCCUGACGAUUUUCUAGAAUUUGACCUCAAACCAGAUCAUGAAUAUGGAAGCUGUGUCUGAACUGUCAGUCUGUUAAGAAAUACAGUACAAAUGACUGAAAUAUGUGUAGAAAUACUAAGUUGCAUGCUGCCUAUGCAAUGACAUUUGUAUUAGAGAUGAGAGCAAGUUACUUAGGAAUGUGGUUAAAGGGAGUUUAGUUUACCUCAUCCCCCUCCCCCAAUUGAAGCAUGUGCUGCCUUGUGCAGACUGCAUUCCAUCCUUUAAAUGGCCUUCUGUGCCCCACGUCUGUCUGGACAUGUUUACAUUAGUUUAAAAAAUGUCAAGUGUUGGAAAAUGAAUUGUCAGACUGAAGCAAAAUGAUGAAUACGCAUUCUGAUAUGGGCAUGGGCUUUAUUAUAAAAAGCUUUAUGUCUCUUCUUCAGUUGUUGGUUAAAAGUUAACACAGACACUAUUACAUUAGUUCAAGAUGUAAAAAAAAGGGUGGGCACACCUAAUAAAGCACAUGAACUUGACUAGCCGUAUACUUGUAUCUCCUAUAUAGUGAAAGGGAACAUUAAAUUCAGUGCAUCAGCUGUGUGGUGUCUUCAUCAUGGUUGGAGAUGCACUAUAUAAAUCAUUCCAUUCAGAUACACUUGUAUCUGCCUGAGGGAACACUUUCAAGCCUUUAAAAUGCAUGCUGAAGACACAUAGAGUCUUGCGGGUAGGUUAUGAUAAAUGUAAUUUUGUGAACUUCAAGUCUGUCUUUCCUAUAGCUGUAAACAAAGAGGCUGGGUGGUGUGCCUCUCAGCAGCUGUCUGGUCCUGGAUCACAAAAUGCUAUGUGUUGUAAUUCUGGAAGUGUUCAGCACUGGUGAAGUCCUAGCAGCGAUAGGCCAUGAGCAUAUCUGUUUCAAUUUUAGAAGUCUCAAUAUAUUUUUUUUUUGUAGGGGCAGUUGUGCUGCUAUUUUGGCCCGCUGGCUGCUUUUCUUGUGUAGAGCUAGCUAGUAGCUGAAACCCGAAGCCAGUUUCCAGUCAGUAUUCUGAGCCGUAUCCCUUUCUUGUAGUGGUGCUUAACCUGUUUCCUAACCUCCUUUUGAAGGGGACUUUGACUUCAGCCCUCUCAGAACUACUGCUCAGGGCUGGAUAGCAAGCAUGCAGUCCAGGGGACUGGCUCACAACCUUUUGUGGUUAGGCACUGAGGUCUUUGAUAUAAACUGGGAGUCACCAGGGAGGCAUUGAGGUCUUCCCAGUCUCUUCCACCCAGCUGUCUAUGCUUACACUUUCAGUACAGGCAGACCCUCUCCAAGCUUUGAAAUGGCAAAUUUUUAUGAGAUUAUGACUGCAUUAUAGCUGGCAGAUGGUGUACUACUUGUCAUUAAUUUAAUUAGUUUGGGAAACUGGAUGAAACAUUAUAUUUAGUCUGCUGCUUUGGGGGAGAGACUAAUAGUAACUGAAUUAUUUAAAUAACCCUUUCAGGAGGGCUGUUGGGAGCUAAUACCACCCUUUUCAUUACUAUUUCAGCUUCCAUAAUGGUGAACAAGGAAGGUUGUCUGUACAGAGUCCUAAAGAGCUGCUGUAAUGUGAGCUAGAGCAUAAAUGUGUUUCACACAUCUCCAGGUGCAGCUGUCCCUCAUCAUGCACAGUCUUUAUGGCACUGCUAAGAGUUGCCCCUACAAAAUUGCCCCUUUGUAGGUUUCUAAAGGCACCAGGGCUGCAUAUUGUGUAGCUGUGGCUGGUAAUGACCUGCACCACAAAUUUUACAUUCAGCAGAUGUCUGCCUUUAACAAUAUUGUAAUUGCAGCAUUUUGUUUGAACUAGGUUUGGGAUCAGUGUGCAUGUAAGAUAUUCAACAAGUGUCUGCAAUCUAUGGUCAAGAGGAAUGUCCAGCCUUUAAUAUUUGGUAGAAAGAGUAUCAGCUGCUGGGUCCAGACUUAAAAGGCUUCCCAAAAAUUAUUUUAUGCUUUUAAGACUUAGCGAUAUUUUUGUGUGUUCUUCACUUGCAUAUUUAUUAAAGCCUCACUGGCUCUUCAUUUGCAUUGUAAAUUAUUUUUAAUUUUUAUAAUUAUUCAUGCAGAUGUUUUGUACGAGGUGGAAAAGAUAGUGGUAAACUUAGAUUCCAGUCAGUAAAAUAGCUACCUUGACAUUUUUUUUUUGUAAUUGAUGUCUGAUUGUAAUUGAUGUCUGCAUUGUCAGGCAAAGCCACCUAAUCUGUCCUCUGUUACCGAAGUCUGUAGCCAUUCAUUUGUCAUUCAUUACUUGGCUUGUUUUUGUUGCAAAAAUCUACCUUGACAUUCCUAACAUUUUUAUAACUGAAGCCUGCAUUGCUCGCCAGGUAAUAAAGCUUCCCAAAUCUAUGUUACCGAAUCUGUAGUAUUAGUUUGUCAUGUAAUAAUUAACAAAAAAAGGGCAUUUUUUUGCAGCAAAUUAUCGCAACCCUGCUGUCUGGUCAUAAACUUGAUUCAUGAAAACUUCCUGUUUCCCCUCCUAAUAAUACAGUGCAAAAGACUGAAAUUGUUCCACUUUUUUGCCUUAAGCAGAGCAUCAUGUUUUCCACUCAACACAGUUUAAGUCUGUUCAUUUCACGUGAAUCUGCUGCUUUGUCACUGGCUGGAAAUGUGCAAGAGCACAUUAUUUUACCUCAGGGCAUUUUAUUUGUAACCUUGUGUUAUUUAAAGAGAAUGUAUAAAAUGUACAGUAAAUUAUAUUUCAUUUUAUGCUUGAGUACAUCAGUAUUUCCCAUGUAAAUGGCGGAGUGAGGCUGACAAAAAUGUUUGUAUUUUUACUGUAAAAGUUUAAAAAUGCUGAAACAGAAACUUUUUUCAAUAAAGCGUUUGACUUUGAUUUUCUAAA
Protopterus annectens (West African lungfish) is the source of this 4636-nucleotide messenger RNA. RefSeq names its product monocarboxylate transporter 7-like. Gene Ontology annotation, molecular function: monocarboxylic acid transmembrane transporter activity. The record is from RefSeq and is a predicted model, not a curated record. NCBI's taxonomy places the organism in Eukaryota, Metazoa, Chordata, Ceratodontiformes, Protopteridae. Gene Ontology annotation, biological process: monocarboxylic acid transport; transmembrane transport. The coding region runs from base 255 to 1868 and encodes 537 amino acids. The transcript has 6 exons.